AUGGCAAGCAAUAAUACCAGUGGUGGUGGACUUGAAGAUUUUCUGAGCACAAUGAAGAUUUCAGAUAUAAGCUUUGACUCCGUGACUUACUCAAAGAAGACAGUCGAGGAAUCAGUCACUUUCAAAAUUGGGGAUCCACACCGCACACCACGAUCGCCUUCUCAUUCACGCCAUGCACCACGAUCACCCUCUCCAACACACUCCACGCUGUCACGUACUUGUUUGGAUGUACCAGAGCCAAAGCAUCGUGAUCGCCGAUCAGCUGCAGAGUCGGAUACUGCGCAAUUCAGUACCACUCAACAAGCGACUGUAGCCUCGCACACACCCCAUCCUGAUGAGCAGUAUCUGCCUGCUGGCACUCAAGUUCAAGGAUACUAUGUGGUAACUGUUGGUCAGGAAGUUGGUAUUUUUUUUGCUGGCUUGACGCCAAAGUACAUGUUGAUGGAAUCAGCGGCGCAUCUCACACCAGUUCCCACUGUUGGAGGACCGUUCUGGCCAGUUGGAAUCAUACACCCUACUCCACCUCCUAGUCCGACCACUACAGCCUCAUCUACCAACUCCGAGGAUCUUUGGUCUUAUCUUGAAGACUUAUCUGAGCACAUGAGUCAGGUCUAA
Molecule: messenger RNA, 615 nt
Organism: Suillus paluster
Lineage: Eukaryota; Fungi; Basidiomycota; Agaricomycetes; Boletales; Suillaceae
Exons: 4
Coding region: 1-615 (204 amino acids)
Source: RefSeq, a predicted model, not a curated record